CUCCCCCAAACGGAGCGCCUCGUGAUUCUGUCGCCGCAAAUCCAGAGAAUUUUCCAGCAAUGAGCUCCAUGUUCAAGAAAAAGGGCGGCCUCGCCUUCAAGCCAAAGAUCCCGUCUGCUCGCCCUCGCCCCGCGGAUGUCUCUGGCCUGAAACCUCAAGAACAAGCCAUCCCGGCUAACGAACAGCAACCAAGAGCUCCAGAGCUCUCAACUACACAGCAAAGCGCUCCACCACCCUCAACUACACAACCAAGCAAAGAGGCAGAAGCCGCGACAACGACAAGUCCCCAAACCUUGGAACAGCCAAGCGCCCCCAAGCCCCGAGAGCCACUUCCCGUCAUCGCAGAUGACAACAUUGCGCCGGAACUGCGAGACCCCCCACGCGCUCCCCAAGAAACCCAGGAGAAUGUCCCCGAGGCGGCAGAGUCAACUGAAGCCACCACACCAGCACCGCCCCCGGGCCCCAAGACGAGGAGUAGGAGGAAAGCGCCCGAAUCAGCAGACGCGGAUGCUGAAGCGCCGCCGAAGAAGCGGCAGCGCAAAACACCAGCGAACGAAGAUGGAUCGACGGCCCCGAAGCCCAGGCAAAAGCGCAAGUCGCCUACCCAGGAUGGGACAGCAACGCCGCGGACACGAGCGAGGAGAGCUCGCUCAGUAACACCAGAUGACGCAGAAAGCCAGGUCGUCGAUCUGCAGAACCUCAAAAUGACCGACCUGACAAAGGACUUGCACAUUGGCAAGAAAUUCAGCCGCCACGACGAGCUGCGAGAGCGAGAGCGACAAUCCAGGAUAAAGUCCAAGCUGAAGAAGCUCAUGGGCGAGGGCAGCCGCGACGGAUCCGAAGCCCCAGAAGCAUCGCCAGACGACCCGUCCGUCAAGAGCAAAAGCGCUACACCAACAACUACAACAGCAGCAGCAGCAGGAACGGCCCUGCCAUCAUCCAAUACGCCAGCGCCCGCCUCCGGGCCGCAGUUCCGCAUCGUCGACGGCCAGAUCAUCAUCGACCAGAGCUCGCUCGUCAUGGACAGGCACGCGCGCGCGGCCGCAACAAGGGGCGACAUGGAAACGGUCGAAGAAAACGACUUCACGCGCCUCAUCACCAGCAGCUCCUUCAUGAACACGUCCAAGCUCAAGGGCCCCAACAUCUGGACCGAGGAGGAGACGGAGCUCUUCUACCGCGGCCUGCGCAUGUUCGGCACCGAGUUCGAGAUGAUCUCCAAGAUGUUCCCCAACAAGCAGCGCCGGCACGUCAAGCUCAAGUACAACCGCGAGGAGCGCCACUGCCCGCACCUCAUCAACGCGGCGCUCAUCGGCGAGAAGACGGUGCGCAUCGACAUUGACGAGUACAAGGCCUUCACCGGCAUCGAGUUCGAGUCCGUCGAGAGCAUCGAGGCCGAGCAGCGCAAGAUCCAGGAGGACUUUGAGGCCGAGCAGAAGCGCAUCGCCGACGAGCAGGCCGAGGUCAUGCGUAAGAAGCGCGAGGAGCUGUUUGCCGACGAGGACGCCGCUGGCAACGGCAAGAAGGGCAAGAAGGGCAAGAAGAAGGGCAAGCAGGCCGUGCAGUAUGGGCUCAAUGGCGAGCCGAUUCUUGCUGGGGAGGCUUAG
Messenger RNA from Trichoderma reesei QM6a, 1604 nucleotides. RefSeq lists its product as uncharacterized. The transcript has 2 exons. Gene Ontology annotation, molecular function: TFIIIC-class transcription factor complex binding. The record is from RefSeq and is a predicted model, not a curated record. Bases 60 to 1604 code for a protein of 514 amino acids. Gene Ontology annotation, biological process: RNA polymerase III preinitiation complex assembly. Gene Ontology annotation, cellular component: transcription factor TFIIIB complex. Lineage: Eukaryota; Fungi; Ascomycota; Sordariomycetes; Hypocreales; Hypocreaceae.